Molecule: messenger RNA, 550 nt
Organism: Dermatophagoides farinae (American house dust mite)
Lineage: Eukaryota; Metazoa; Arthropoda; Arachnida; Sarcoptiformes; Pyroglyphidae
Product: macrophage migration inhibitory factor
Molecular function (GO): phenylpyruvate tautomerase activity
Source: RefSeq, a predicted model, not a curated record
CUAAUUCAAAAGGUUUUGGUUAACUGACGUAUUAUUUUGAUUUGUCUGCACAAUUUUGAUUUCAAAUCGAAUAAUCUUUGCUUAACCUAUAACCGAUUCAACAUGCCAACAUUGAUCAUUCGAACGAAUGUGGCUGGUUCGAAAGUUCCGGCUAAUUUUACAAAAGAUAUGGUCAAAAUCGUUGCACAAACAUUAGGCAAACCAGAAAGCUAUGUGGUUGUCAUGGUACAUAGUGAUGCCAAUCUGAAUUGGGGUGGGGUCGAAGAACCAGCAGCCGUUUGUACUCUAUCGAGCAUUGGUAAAAUUUCUCGCGAUGAGAAUAAAAAAUCUUCGGCUGUCAUUCAAAAAGCAAUUGAAUCUAAACUUGGAAUAUCAACAUCCCGUCAAUAUCUAGUGUUUGAGGAUUUGAAAAAAGAAAAUGUUGGCUACCAAUCGACUACAUUCGAUGAUUUGAUCUAGUUUGUCAAGUUUUAUUCAAUAUCAAGUUUUAUUAUUAUCAUGAAAUGAUAAAUUGAUAAAAUUUAAUUAAAUACACGUAAUUCAAUGUUCA